Messenger RNA from Myxocyprinus asiaticus (Chinese sucker), 3287 nucleotides. RefSeq lists its product as uncharacterized. NCBI's taxonomy places the organism in Eukaryota, Metazoa, Chordata, Actinopteri, Cypriniformes, Catostomidae. The coding region runs from base 233 to 1552 and encodes 439 amino acids. The record is from RefSeq and is a predicted model, not a curated record. The transcript has 11 exons.
UCUUUCAUGAUGUGAUGGAAGGAUGUGGUUUCUUAAACACACAAAAUGUGCGUUGUUAAUUUUAUGCAUGGAUGAGGAAGUUUGUGCAAGUGAAUGAGAAGGGAGGUUCAGAGAAGGGAGGUACUUUUAUGCAUCUGUUGUACCACUUGAAAUCAUAAACAUCUUUUAUAAUAUACAAAUACACACACAUACAGGACUUUUAAAGCUCUGAUAACUGUGAGCACAGGAAAACAUGGAACAUUUUGGGGUCAGCACAAAAAGAAUGUCAUUUUGUGGGUAUCUUCUCACAGCUUUGAUCAUCAUUAGGCAGCAUUUUUCUGCUGCAGGACAGCCCUCUGUCCUAGAAGCUCCUACCCUGACCCAGGUAGCUGCGAGGGUUUCAUCUGUUGAGUUGUUGUGCCAGGCCCCUCAGGGUUAUGGUGGUUUUAUAUUUAAACUCUUCAAAGUACAACAGCUAAUAGACACUGUACAGCAUUCAAGCGAACAGCGAGAGGCUCGCUUUGUGCUUAGGGGAAACGAUACAGACAACAAGAAUCUGUACUGUUGUCAGUACCAGAACAGCAUGUACAGUUCUUACAUGAAGCCAGAGCCAAAAAUUUCCAUCUCGACCCCUCCACCCCCUCAUCUGGUGGUGGAGCCUUCUAGUGGUCAUGCUAUGCUUGGUCAGACACUGUCAUUCCACUGUCAGGCUCCACUUACCCCUCAGGAGCUCCCAGAGGCUUUCCUUUUGCUCCAGAGGGCUAGAGGAACCCCAGGCUCCAUGGUGGCCCCUGCCAAGCUGGUAUCCCAAUCCCAGCAGUCUCGCUUCAGUGUGAGGAUAAUAGCACAUGAGGACGGUGGGGAGUACAUGUGCCUCUACCAAAUCACAUUACCAAAGAUGGGACAAAUGAACUCUACAGCAAGUCAGCCUGUUUACAUAAAUGUGAUAGAGCUCCCAGUCCCCACUCUGUCCAUAUCCCACCACGGGGGUGAAGUUUUGGAGUGUGUGGGGUCACCCUCAUAUCCACAGGCCUUCUUCUCUUUAUUUAUUGUGGACACCCUGUCACAUUACGCGACCCAUCAGGCUUCCCUGACCCAACACAGUGCGAGAUUUCCCUUACCCACACGAUAUGAACACAACACAAUGUUUCAGUGUCAGUAUAGUGUGCAACUGGGCAACUCCUGGGCAUACUCCAAAAUGAGCAUCCCAGUGACUCUCCCAUGUAUUAAAGGUCAUCACUUAUGCACACCAUCCUCUGCAGGCAACACAGGGAACACAGACCUGGCACUCAUUGUUGGCUCUGUGUCUGCGGGUGUUCUGGUCCUCAUGGCGGUGUCACUCCUGGGCUUUGCCAUACACAGACAUGUCAAAGCUACGGCAGUGAGUAGGAGGCAAAGAGAACAAGAAAAACUCUGGAAUCAUGUUCACUCCAGAGAUCAUAUUGUUGACCUCACACUGCAGCGUGUUGACAUUGGAUCCGAGGAUUUUGGACGAGCCUUUAAAAGAAGACCCUCUGUCUCAGAGCCCAUCUACGACUGUCCCAUGACAACCUUCAUUAACCCCACCGUUUGAUAAUGAUCUAUGUAUGCGCUGCUUAUUUUAAGGCCAACAAUUUGUAUAUUUGUAAAAUAAUGAAUAAGUAAAAACAUUGUUUACUGUAGUUCUUUUAUUUGUUGUAGUACUCCCUCCAUCCACAUAUCUACUUAUCUCAUUUAUGGAUUUUUGUUUCUAUGUACUUUGCUGUUUAUUUAAAAGCUACAACAUUUUGUAUAUUUAUAAAAUAAUGCAUUAAUAAUUGUAUACAGUUGUUAUAUGGUAUGUAUUUUUCAGUGAGAUUUUGGAUGAAUUUCACUGUCAUUUUCAGAAGAGAUCUCUGAAAAGCCAGAUAUUAUGUGAGUCAUGUCUCAGGAAAGUAUUAGCAGUUUUUGAGUGAUCUUCUGCUGAACAAAAACGAAGGUUUUUAGAAGAGUAUCUCAGCUCUGUAGGUCCAUAUAAUGCAAGUAAAUGGUGGCCAUAAUUUUGAAGUUCCAAAAAGCAUAUAAAGGCAGCAAAAAAAAAAAUUAAUCCAUAAGACUCCAGUGGUUAAAUCCAUAUCUUAAGAAGUGAUAUUUUACUAUAAAUUCUCCUUCCUGCCCAGUAGGUGAUGAUAUAUCAAGUAUCAAUGUGAAGUAAUGUCAAUUGACUAGUUUUACAGCCCUUCCUUGUCUUGUGACCCGAGCAUUACAAUAUUUUAGCGUCUCUGAUUUAAGUUUAAGUAGUACAAAGGAUGUUGGUAAAUUCAAUUUAUAAUUUUCAAUUCAAAACUCCAAUGACUCGUUUGUGUCAUUACUCAAAAAUCUUCACAAAAGUCCCUGUGUGUAUUCUAUUAAAAAGGUUGACCGAAAAAUAUAGGUCUCAAAUAUAAGUAAAUAUAUCAUAUAGCGCCAAAACCCUGAAAAUUAUCAAGAUAUUUUUUUUUCUGCUAUUGCCCAGCCCUUUCAUCUAUUAUAGGAACUAGUUUGUUUUGAAAACUUUUUAGUGUUUAUUGUUUAGUGUACACUAGGGAAGUAAGAGUUUCAAGGUUUCACAAUAUUCCUCGGUUUUAAAACAGACGGUUAUCAUACCGUUGAAAUCUUCUCAUUGACGGUAUUGCAUGAAGAUAAAGACAUAUUUUUUCAGAACUUUUCUAUAAUCCAAAUUAGUUUAAAACAGACGGAAUCUGCGACAUUUACACAGAAUCAUAUAAACUUGGCUAGAUAAAAUAAAUCUUUAAAUUGCGCCUUCCUUAAGUUGGAUUUGACUGUCACUCAAUUUUAAAGGUGACAUGCAGGUGUCGCGAGCGCUGCGCAUCAUGAGCACUUCAGAAGUCCAGCACGAGCGGAGUGCAGCACGAGCGCAGCAUGAGUGCAGCACGAGCGCAACAUACAGACAUGUCCGAGCCUGAACCUUUAUUUCCGCCGCCACAGAAGUUUAAGUCCGCUGUCUGGGAUUACUUGGCUAUGUAAACGAACCACGAGGCACCAUCAACGUUGAUGGUUACCCAGUCUGUAAAGUUUGCCGCAAAAAAGUAUCGGCUCAGGCGGGAAACACUUAAAACCUUAAGCACCAUCUCCGUGAGCACCAUCCCACGGAAUUUGCGGAGACGAAUCGCGGAGGAGGGCGGGGCCGGGCCGGAAUGACGCAUGCCCGGACCCCAAUCAGCCUGAUGAGGCGAGUAAGGGAUAAAGGCGACCAGAGACGGCAGUUCGAGAGAGAGGGAGAACUACAGGCAGCUGCCCUGUACGUUUAUGUGUUUUUGUUUAUCAUUAAACUUUAUUUAUAUUGUCAA